Molecule: messenger RNA, 1161 nt
Organism: Humulus lupulus (European hop)
Lineage: Eukaryota; Viridiplantae; Streptophyta; Magnoliopsida; Rosales; Cannabaceae
Exons: 4
Coding region: 1-1161 (386 amino acids)
Source: RefSeq, a predicted model, not a curated record
AUGAGGGCAUUCAUCAAGUCACAAGAUGAGAGGGCUUGGAAAUCUAUACUCUUGGGUUGGACUCCACCAAUUGAAAAAUAUAAUAAAGGUAAUUCAAAGGUAAAAUCUGAACUUGAGUGGUCCAUUGAAGAUGAAAAAUUAUAUGGUUACAAUAAUAAAGCUUUGCAUGCAAUUUUUAAUGGUGUUGGUGAAGACUUUAUAAAAUUGAUAUCAUCUUGUGAAUCUACAAAGGAGGCGUGGAAAAUCCUUCAAACUCAGUUUGAAGGUACCGUUGAUUUGUCUGAUAUUGCAAAUGAGUUUCUUGCCUUGGGAGAAAAACUAGAUGAAUCUGUGUUGGUUCGAAAAAUAGUUCGUGUAAUUCCAGACAGGUUUGACACGAAAUUUCUAGCAAUGGAGGAGGCUAAGGAUUUUGGCAAAAUGAAGGUUGAGGAGCUUACAGGUUCGUUAAGAGCAUUUAAGCUAAAUCAACAAAUAAAGAAAAAGGGUAAGCCAAAUCCUUCAAUUGAAAAAAGCAAAGGUAUUGCAUUUAAAGUUUCUAAAAAAGAUGUUUCUGAUGAUGAAAUGACCUUGUUAACAAGAAAUUUUCAAAAGUUCUUGAAAAAGGUUGGAAAUAAAAAGAAUUUUUCAAAAACUCCAAAAGGUUUUAAUGUUACUUGGAGUGAUGAUGAUUCUGAAAGUAGUGAAGAGGAUAAUGAGAAAGAAAUUGACUCUGACUCUGACUCUGACGAGUCAGAACUCAAUGAGGAAUCAUUAGCUGAAUCAUACAAGGUAAUUUAUGGUAAGUGGUUACAGGUUUAUACUGAAAAUCGUUCCUUGGUUAUAAUGAAUAAAGAAUGGUCUCACAACAUCAAAGAUCUUGAAGAAAAGAAUAAAUGUAGUGAAUUUGAGUCGUGUUCAAAAAAUUCUGAAAUUGUAUUUUUGACAAAAGAACUUGACAAAUUGAAAAGAAAUAUUAAAAUGUUAAAUCCAGGUUCUAACAUUUUUGAGGAGGUUCAGAAUUCAGGUCAACAGAGUCAUGCUGGAUUGGGUUUUGUUGAAACUCAAUCGAAAAUGAAUACUAAAUUUGUUAAAUCUAAAAAUAUGUCUUCUGGAUAUUCUGAUUCAACUUUGCAGGGUUCUGUUUUUACAGCUGAACGUUCUGUUUCUACAGAAAUGAAGUAG